AACACCGCGUGGAUUUAAGCGCUACACGCCCCGCCUCCUUCUUUUGCAAUCAGGACUCGUUUAUAUAAAUCUAUGUAUAAUUUAUAUGCGCUCCCGUGUUUAUAAAACACUCCGGAUCCGAGCAUUUCCCUGCCUCAGAAACCUCAAACCCCGUGCUUAAAAAAAAAAAAAAAAAAACCCGAAACUGCCGCGGGGAGGGUGCUCCGUUGCGGCAGGAAGCGGCGGCCCCGCCACGGAGCACGGAGGGGGGGGGGCCCCGCUCCCAGGCGCCGCCGACGGGGUCGGGAGCCGAGCGGCCGUUGGCCCGCGCGUGGGAAAUAUGAAUGACUGGCAGAGGAAAAGCCCUCUAGACUGGGAGACGUAUGUGAACAAAAUGGUGAAAGUUGCUGCAAUUGAACAACAUGAAUAUGAAGGCUGGGUCUUAACAGUUGAUCCAGUUUCUGCUAGUAUUGUCCUUGCAACGUUCCUGGAGAAUGAAAAAGUGUCCAUUUUGGUUGUCUUGGGCCAUGCUGUCCAGGAGGUUGAAAUACUGAAAGAAGGGGACGAUGAAAUGAAGCAGCGGCUUUCUUGCAUAUUUGCACCUGAAGAAAGCAAAUCUUACAGCCCAGAGGAACUUGAAAAGAGGAAGAAUGACUUGAAGACUUGGCUAGAAACAAACCACAUCCCUAUAACAGAGCAAGGUGAAUUGGGAAGAACACUAUGUGUGGCGGGAGUAUUAACUAUUGACCCACCAUACGGCCCAGAAGAGUGCAGCAGCUCCAAUGAGAUUAUUCUCUCUCGGGUUCAAGGCUUGAUACAGGGCUAUCUUGAAAGACAACAGUGAUGACUGCUGUUAAAAGCAGUUUUCUUUAGUAAUAGGUCUACCCACCCUAUUUUAGGAACUGUCCUGGGUAUCAAUACUCACUAUUUGCAAAAAUGCUGGGUUUAGAUACAUCAGUCUGAUUUUUGUAUGUUAAGACAGGGACAAAACAAACAGUAUAAAAUAAAAGCACAAAGCAUUUUCCAUGCACUAUUUUUUUAUUAAAAGCAAGCCUUUGGAUGAUGAUGUAUUAAACUGAUAUAUCAGUUUACUGUAUCAGUAUGAGGCUGAUAUAUCAGUUUAACAAGUGGGUUUUUUAUAACAGUAUUGUGAGAGAUGACAUAUGAUAAAUUUUAAACUGUGUUUUCAUCUGCCUUUAAAAUUAACUUAAUUAUCUAGUGUUAUAGGUGGGUUUGUUUGAACUGCUUAUUAGAAUUAUUAUUUUUUUUUUCCUGAAAGAGAAUUAUGACACUUGGACUUCCCAAACCAGAUGAAAAAAUUGUUCAGAAAGCUUCCCCCCCCCCCCCCAGCUGUUUUCCUGUUCUAGAACAUGAAUUAUAAUCUAGGCCCAAGUUUGUAAAAUUAUUAGUGAACAUUAGCAGGCAAAUAGGUUUUAAAAACAUUUCCUAUCUAUAUUUGUUAUUUUAGGGCAGCAGUGAUUGGAAGACCUUUGUUCCUUAGAAAGAUAAUUUCUUGUAAUUCAGUAAGUUUGUGUUUCUUAAUGCUUUGUUUCUAGUUUAUGGCAACACACAGUCCAAGAACCAUUAUAUGAUUGUUUCUGAGAUUAUUAAUCCAGUCAGGAGCCUUUAGAGACCUCAUUUAUCUCUCAGUGUUCAGUCUUACUAUGGGAUAGCAUCAAAACACAUCAGUGUGCUGAAAUGCAUUUGAAAAGUCUGUCUAACCCACGUUAAUAAAAAGCCCUCCUCAUU
Molecule: messenger RNA, 1728 nt
Organism: Tyto alba (common barn owl)
Lineage: Eukaryota; Metazoa; Chordata; Aves; Strigiformes; Tytonidae
Gene: GEMIN6
Product: gem nuclear organelle associated protein 6
Exons: 3
Coding region: 320-823 (167 amino acids)
Biological process (GO): spliceosomal snRNP assembly; spliceosomal complex assembly
Cellular component (GO): SMN complex; nucleus
Molecular function (GO): protein binding
Source: RefSeq, a predicted model, not a curated record